AUGUUUUCAUGGCGUGAAUAUCAAGCCACCCGUCCUGAACCUCGAACUGAAGAAAAUAUUGAAUAUUGUGUUAGUUUAAUUGCAGCAUCUAAGAAAAAAAUUCGACCAUUUGGAGUUCUAGGAAAAUCACCAUUAUCCACCAUCUUAUCAAUUCCAACUCAAUGCGUAUUUGACUAUUUUCAUAUAAAUUCAUAUUUUAUUGAUUGGAAUAUGUAUCACCAAAGAACUUCUCUUGGCACAACAACUACUAAUAAUUCAUUAACUCAAUCACGUACAAAUUCGCCUUUAACAGCGCGACGUACACUUCCAUCAUCAGCUCAUUUUUUUUCACAACAACGAAGACAACAACAACAACAUCAUAUACAAAGUGAUCAAGAUGUAUUAUGUUCAGAUCCUGUUCAACCGUAUUCAUCAGAUUUUGACGUUGUCGAAUCGAAUUCCUAUCAUCGAAAUGUUUCUUCAAGAAUUACAACUUGCGAUUCUGAUUAUAUUUCAUCAUCACCAUCAACUAAACGAAAACAUGCUGAAUCUUCUUUCGAUUAUGGAAAGCAAAUUGAUGAUAUUAGCAAUUUUUUGAAAACUGUUAUGAAACAACAAGAACUUAUUGUUGAUGAUCUUCAGUUACUUCGUAAAAGUAAUAAAAAACUUCAAGAAAUGACGGCUUCAUUAAUUCGUACAAAUCAACUUGAACAAGUAUCAGCUAAAAAACCAAUUGAAUUACCAAUCUAUAACUACAAAGAAAAAAAUCUCUUUGACUCAAUAUCUUCUGAUUUAUCAAUAACUGGUAUUCAUUGUAAAUUAAUUCGUAAGUUGUAUUCAGAAGAAGAAAUAAUUAAUGGUGAAGCAAAAAAUGAAGAAGAUAAACGAUUUGAUAUUGUAAAAGGAGCCAUGAUUGCUGCUUUUUUUGAAAACAAACCAGAAAAAUUUGACUCUUAUUGGAAACAUGUUGGUAGUAAACAUGUUGGUGGACAAAAACGGGCUGCUCGAAGUCGAAGUAAAAAAGCUCGACGAAAUCAAGAUGAAUCUGAUCAAAUAGCUGCUCCUGUCAUGGCUAACAUAAACAGUGAAUUAAACAGUCAAAAUGAAUUAAAUGACGAACAUUAUGAUGAUGAUGAUGAUGAUUAG
Molecule: messenger RNA, 1125 nt
Organism: Rotaria sordida
Lineage: Eukaryota; Metazoa; Rotifera; Eurotatoria; Philodinida; Philodinidae
Source: the annotation of a GenBank genome assembly